Molecule: messenger RNA, 519 nt
Organism: Balaenoptera musculus (blue whale)
Lineage: Eukaryota; Metazoa; Chordata; Mammalia; Artiodactyla; Balaenopteridae
Product: 40S ribosomal protein S15-like
Exons: 2
Coding region: 1-519 (172 amino acids)
Biological process (GO): ribosomal small subunit assembly; translation
Cellular component (GO): ribosome; cytosolic small ribosomal subunit
Molecular function (GO): structural constituent of ribosome
Source: RefSeq, a predicted model, not a curated record
AUGGCGGAAGUGGAGCAGAAGAAGAAGUGGACUUUCCUCAAGUUCACCUACCACGGCGUGGACCUCAACCAGCUGCUGGACAUGUCCCGUGAGCAGCUGAUGCAGUCGUACAGUGUGAGGCAGUGGCUGAACCGCGGCCUCCAGAGGAAGCAGCACUUGCUGCUGAAGCGGCUGCACAAGGCCAGGAAGGAGGUGCCGCCCAUGGAGAAGCCUGAGUUGGUGAAGACGCACCUGCGCGACAUGAUCAUCCUGACCGAGAUGGUGGGCAGCAUGGUGGGCGGCUACCAUGGCAAGACCUUCAACCAGGUGGAAAUCAAGCCUGAGAUGAUCGGCCACUACCUAGGUGAGUUCUCCAUCACUUACAAGCCCAUGAAGCACAGCUGGCCUGGCACUGGGGCCACCCUCUCCUCCUGCUCAUCCCCCUCAAGUAGCCUGCUGGCCAAUAAAGAUCAGCCUCUGUACAUUUUACUAAAGAAUAACAAGCCUGACCCACAGUAUCGGAAGAGCCAGAUGACAUAA